AUGACAGAAACGGGUCUUCGUUACGCGAUCGCACAAUGCACGUUCGACGAUCCGAUUCAAUGCGGGCUGGAACUACUGAUCGGUGAUCGAGUAUGUGUUCUUGGACAAAAAGAAGGCUGGGGAUAUGGACGGAAAUUCGAUGACAAAAAUGGAAAACGAGGAAUUUUCCCGCUCUCCUACGUUCAAUUCGUUCAAAAAUCCAUGUUCGUAUCGACAAGUGAUGGCUAUCUGGUGGUAGAUGAGAUUUCAAGAAUUGUCAACGAAUGGUGGACCAAAAUCAAGGAAUUAAUGCUAGAGACUACAAAAAUAGCCGCAUAUGAGGAUUUGAUGGAGUCUUUCAAUGAAUUAUUGAAUAUCAAAACAAAAAUUGAAAGUGGAGGAAUCCCAAUUGAAGAGCUGAAUAAGCUACGUCUUCGUGUUUCAAAAAUCGUGGAUCGUGGAAAUAUGAUUCUGCAUUUGGACGUCGUGAUUCGUGAUGAUGAAGGUGUUCCAUUCGAUGUAGAAUCUCUGUCACUGUUGAGGUCGUAUGAAGCUCAUAUCUCAUCUCAACGACGCGUCGGGAACCUUCUGCGCGACAAAACUGAACAAGUCACUCUAAACGACAGUUUUUCCCUUCUCCUCUCCAUCAAAUCCGUCGAGCUUCAUUGUAAAUACUCGUGCGAAAUCAGCAUAGCUCUCUAUGAUUUGGAGAAGAAGAUGUUCACAACCGACUGCUACAUUUUUCUCUGGAACGCCGGCACUGGUAAACACGCGGAUUUGAAUCUGAAGGCGUUGUUCACCGACUUUGCCAAGGAAGACAUCCGAAAGAAGUAUCUAAUGGUGACUCGUGUUGUCCACGUGGCACCAAUCGAAGCGUCGACUGCAACUAUGCGGAAGCACGGUCAUGAGAUAGUGGUUCCCAAGAACUUCUAUUGUCGGCAGUCCUAUGCAUCUGAUAUAAUGGAAAUCUCAAGUAUCUUCUUGGCCGGCUUUGUGCAUGAUGCAAAGGAACGUGUGAUCUUUUUGAAUAGAGAGCCAGAACUUCCGGUAUCCCUGAAAGCAUACCACGCCACUAAUCGGAUACCAAAGAAUCUCAACAACGAUAUGGAGACAAAACUGUUGAUUAGUACACAACUUGUACCUGGAAAUGUGUCACAAAUCAAAGCACGUCAUCCUCAAUUAUUCAGUAGAUUUCCAGCUGUCAUUCUUCGAAGAGCCGAUCGAACUGCUGUCUCUAUAGAGGAUUCUCGAAAUGAAAUGUAUAUCACUCUUAUGCAAGCGGAACUCUCUGGAAAAUCAUCCGAUCGAAAUAUUGAGGCACGUCUUCAUGUUGUCGAAUCCAAUGGAAAUGUGAUGGAAAACGUAUUUGAGACUAUUUCAGUCACCGGAUCUCAGUUAUCUACAGUCUAUAAGAGUAUCGUAGUUUAUCAUACUGAUAAACCAAUGUGGUCAGAACCGAUCAAGAUUGUUCUCCCAGCUAGUGCCUCUCACGAUGUCUAUCUUCGGAUUCUAUUCUAUUCGAAGAAGUCGUACGACAAGCCGAAGCCUGAAAAAGGGCCAUUUGCACUGGCCCACCUUCAAUUGAUCCGAUCGGCUGGGUUGGUUUGUGAUGGAGAACAUGAUUUGGCUGUUUACAAGAUUGAUAAUCCCGGAUCCCAUUUUGACGACACCAACAUCUCAUAUAUGGGUCUCCCGGCUACACGGAGAACCGUCAAAGAAUCCAUCGGCACUUCGAAGCCACACGCUCACGGGUUCUCAUUGAGUGAUAAGAGCUACGCACUGAUAUCAACCCAUUCAUGCUCCUCAAUGUUGACUCAGAAUGAACAUCUUCUGAAUGUGCUUCGUUGGAGAAUGAAUUGUGCGAAUUUGACGCCUUCGCUGGUGGCGUUGGCUCAACCAAUCGGUGACACGGAGCACGAAAUGAUCAGGUUCAUUUCACAUUUGCUGGACGCUCUCUUUGAAAUUUGGCACGAAUCUCAUCAAUUGGAGAGGAUAGUUUUCGAUGUGAUUGUGGCAGUUCUCAAGCUUUGUGAAUCGGGAAUCUUGAUAUUUUCAGAAGAGCCACGUCAUCACCCACAAGCUGCGAAGAUCUUCGAAGCCUAUUUGAAGCGAUUCUCUUACACUUCAGCGGCUCUAAAAAUCCUAACCUGUCUCAACCACUACGUCAUUUCGGAUUCCGAUGACUCCAACGAAAAAGCACGCAACGCCUUCAAAGUCAUGGGUCCCCUAUUCAAAGUUGUCGUUGUUUCCAAAAAGUGCGGAAUUCGUUUCGAAGAAUUCGAGGGAUUCGAGAGAACGUACAAACAAAACCUUCGAGAAUUCAUGAAGUCUCUGGUAAUGUUGAUGUCUGAGAAGAAGAAGAAAAUGACUGUACAAAAUACGGCACUCAAGAAUAUCCCUACAAUUAUUGAUCUUUUAUAUGAUAGUGAUUCUGUGUCGGCUGAGAAUCUUUGUGGAUUCAUUGUGGAUCUUAUGAACAACUUUGGAAAGGAUAUUGUCACAAGGGAACGCCUGAAUUUCAUUGCUCAGAUUGUGGAGACCAAGUUUUUCUCGCUUGCCAUCUGCCGAGAACAACUUCUCGCCCCGUGCCUUCAAAACGCUCUUCACAUCAUCCAACUCGACAACAUGGCGAUUGAAAAGGGAGAAUUCGCAGAUCGUGCUGCCGAGUGUGCCAGUAUUAUUGCAGCGAUUCUAGAGAGACUUUUCUAUGACGCGAAGACCGGCGAGAGUGGAGACCGCGAACUGACGUCGUUUAUUCUCAUGGUGUACCGCCCGUUGGUUCAAGCGAUGAUUCGUGUGAUUCACGACGACAAGCAUACUGACGACGAUGCGAGAGGUCACUUUUUCUCUGUGAUCCUGGCACUUCUGGAUAAAAUGUCCGCGCAAAUGUUCAGUGAAUAUGUGGAAGAGAGAACGUCGGAUAUUGAUAAGAGGGAUUUUUUGAUGGAAAUGGUUCAGAUGAUUCGGGAUUUGCUCAAUCGAAAUGCGUUCCCACCGACGUGGAAGGAUAUGAUCAUGCUGCAGAAUAAAGUGAUCCACAAAUCGCUGAGAUUCGUCAUGUCGGCCGUGCAAACGUUCUUCUCGAAUGACAAGUUUUGUGCGGAGAUGUGGCGAGAAUAUAUGGUUACUGUAGUCUCGUUUGUCACUCAAGAAGGUCUAAAUUCAAAGCAUGAAUGGAUGAAAAAUGAAGAUGAAGAUAUCAGAAUACAGUUGAGAAAAGCGGCAGCCAAGGAUCUCCGAAGCAUGUGGUUCCGAUUGAAUCGUGAGUUUUUUUUUCCAGGAGCGAAGAUCCUACUUGUAACAUUUUCAGCAUCCCAAAAACUGAACUACAUACCCAGCAUGGUUGGAUCGUUCCUAAAAGUCUCUCUAGUCGACGAUGACGAGGCUCGUGAAGCCACGAUUCCGAUAUUCUUCGAUAUGAUGCAAACAGAAUACAAUACCAGUGCGAGCCGGUCAUUUAAAGAAUUCGCUUCUGAGCUGGUUUCUCAGCUUGACACGAAUGUGGAUCAGCAGAGUGCAACGAAGGGUUUCAAGGAGCACUUUAGGCAGUUAUCAAUAACUCUGUGUCAAUCGGAUAAGGAAUUGAUGGGAAAUGGAGGAGAAGAAUUGAUAGAAAGAAUUGAUAGGCUGUUAACAGCAUUGAUAGAGUAUCAUGAGGUUGCAUCGAAGAGUUUGGUAGAGUGUGCGGAUAGUUUGAUGAGCAGAACAGUUCAGUUGAUGAGAUACUACAACCAGUACAGCCAUGAAGAAUUAUAUGUCAAGUACAUUUACAAAUUGUACGACUUGCACGUUUCUUAUGGAAACAAGAUAGAAGCGGCGAAGACGUUGCUGCGACACGCGACAAUGCUUACGUUUGAGGAUGAAGCUCUCCCCUCGUGGCUCAUCGCGCGAUCUCUCAACAGACACUGUCUGACACAUCGCCAAUUGAAGGAGGAUCUGAUGCAAGAAGCUGGAGGACUAUUCGCGAAAGGAGAAGACUGGGAGGAUGCUUUGAUUGUGUAUAAUCAGUUGAUUCCUGUUUAUCAAAAUCUGACAAUCGAUUAUCACAAGUUAUCAGAGCUUUUAAAAAAGAAUGCUCUAUUAUACACUUCCAUCGACCGUACCGAUCGUGCCUAUUUCUACUAUUACCUCGUCGCAUUUUACGGACAAGGAUUCCCGGCGUACCUCAACGGACACAAGUUUGUAUUCAGAAGUGAGCAACUGGAAAUGCACGGAGAAUUCAUGCAACGAAUCAUGAAGAUGUACGAUAAUCCAGAGAAAAUCAUGAAGACUGAUCCAUGCCCGCAUCUCGUCGAUUCGCCAGGACGAUGGAUUCAAGUUUUCAAUAUUGACCCAAUCGGAACUGCGUGUUCUUUUGAUGACAAUCCCAGUGUGAAUCCGGCGAUCAAAAAGUACUACAGACAUUAUAAUGUGAGUUUAAGCUCUAAGGCUUCCGGUCAGUCGAAAAUCGGCGACCGCCGACCUACGAUUCAAACAUUUGAAUAUUCGAGAAUGGAAGAGCGAAAAGAAACGAAAUGGACAUCAAUCGAUGGUUCAUCAGAAUUCAUGAGAAAUUGGUUGGUCCGUUGGCGAAUAAAAACUGUCGAUAGCCUUCCAACCGAUCUUCGAUUCACCGAAGUUCUCGAGCUCUCCGAACCGAUUUAUGUUAGCCCACUCCAGACGGCUGUUGAACAGAUGAAGAAGAAAAAUAAGGAGUUGAACGAAACAGCUUCCAACGCUGUCUACAACCCGAAAUUCGAUUUGAAACUGCUCUCCCGUGACAUUUUGGGUGUAGUCAGUGCUGCAGUGAUGGGCGGAGUCAAGAAUUAUGAGGUGUUCUUCACGGAAGCGUGCCGAAACAUUUGCGAGUGUGGAGAGCAGUCGAUUAUAAUGGAAUUGAGCUCUUUGAUCAUUGAACAAGUCGAGAUUCUGGAAUACUGUUGCUAUGUGCACGCGAGUCGAUGCGAGGGGGAAGCCCGAGCGAUCAAUGAGACGUUGGCAGAUGCAUUCGAAAGUCAUCGAAGAUAUGUGGAAGAGAAUUUCGGGAAAACUAGGUCACGUCUCCCAGCGAACGCGUCGAUUCGGCUGUCGACAUAUGAGUCUGCAGAAGGAUCGUUCGCUGAUAUGAGUGGAAUGACGACGCUGAAAUCCACGAAGGCAGCCGCGUUGGGUAGUGCUGUCGCUAAUCUAUUGUCUUCGAAUAAGAGGACCAGUGGACCGAGUACACCUAUUAAUUUGGCUAGUCGUUCGGCCCCUUCAUUCGACAACCUCUCCUCCAAACUUCGUUCCUCCCUAGCCAUCACGAAGCUGGCUCCGCCUCCUCGUCCUCCGAACCCAUCUCCCGCCGCCUACCGUGCUCCAUCUCCAGUCUACGAAGGAAUCAGAAUGCGUGCUCACUAUCCACAUCAAGCGUCUACCGUAUCCCUCAACGCGUUUUCCAGUCCUCCAGCACUCCCGCCGAGGCCCGAUGUGGACCCAAAUCGGACGCUGAAGAGGAAAAACUAA
Caenorhabditis briggsae is the source of this 5463-nucleotide messenger RNA. It is a transcript of the gene Cbr-ced-5, whose product is annotated as Protein CBR-CED-5. Gene Ontology annotation, cellular component: cytoplasm; plasma membrane. Lineage: Eukaryota; Metazoa; Nematoda; Chromadorea; Rhabditida; Rhabditidae. Gene Ontology annotation, biological process: cell migration; small GTPase-mediated signal transduction. The record is from RefSeq and is a predicted model, not a curated record. Gene Ontology annotation, molecular function: guanyl-nucleotide exchange factor activity; small GTPase binding. The coding region runs from base 1 to 5463 and encodes 1820 amino acids. The transcript is spliced from 14 exons.